AUGGCUGACCUAACCCAUGGUGCCGUGGACUCGCUGCUGGGCGUCCUGUCAGAGGCGAUCAAGGAUGAGGCGAAGCUGCUGAGCGGCGUCCAGGGCGACAUGCAGUUCAUCAAGGACGAGAUGGACAGCAUGAACGGCUUCCUCCUCCACCUCACCAAGUCCAGCGACGACCACGACGACCAGCAGCGGGCGUGGAUGAAGCAGGUCCGCGAGAUCGCCUACAUCGCGCAGGACUGCAUCGAGCUCUACGUCCGCGACCUUCCCCCGCCCGACAGGGGCUUGUUGGCCAAGGUGCGCCACGGCGUCGUCCUCCUGAGGAAAAUGCCGGCGCGCCACCACCUCGCCACCAGGAUCCGCGACCUCAAGGUCCGGGUGCGCGACGUCGGCGAGAGGCGGCAGCGCUAUGGCGUCACCGUCCCGGAGGUGAAGAGGGGGAAGCCGACCACCAGCGUCGUCCAUGGUGGCAAGACCGCCGACGAGCUCAACACGGCAAGAGAAAAUUUCCUGCGAGCUUUAGCCCUUGACAUGGAUGCUGGAGGAGCGUCUUUUCAGAACGCCCUCGCAUUGCUUCCGGAGGACAUCAAGUCUGUGACACAAGAUAUACAAGUGGCUCUAACCAAGGAAUACGAGAUGGAUCAAGAUAAUCCUGCUACCAUCUGCGUGGAGAUGCUCCACCGUGCUCUUCAUGUGUCUCAUCAAGGCCAAGGACGCGUGAACAGGGAGGAACUGGAGAAACUCAGUGCCGCAUCCAAAUACGACGUCAUGGAUCUUCCCAAGCAAGUGAUGGCCCUCUGCUACAGCAAGCUGUCAAGGGGCUUCAUUUCUCCUGUCGACCAUGGUGCUGCUGGUAAAGUCAAGAGCUGCAAGAUGAGAGAGCAAGUCAAGGGAUUCAUCAGUGACAUCUCCAAGAGCGAGAACUUUGAGGGAAGCCAAUUGCCAACUCACCUUGACAACCAGCUUCGUAUUCGUCACAUGGUCGCCAAGCAGCUAAAAAAGUUAGAUCAGCAGAAGGAACCAGACCAAGCCCAGGACCAGGAUCAUGAUGUCAUCUGCGGGUUUCCCCUUCCAGGAAAGAUCUCCAUGGCGAACACCAAGAAUCUAGAGAAAUCCAUCGACAAGCUCCUAAAUCAUUUGAGAUCUCUCCCUGAUACCUAUCGGCUGAAUGUCGUGGAUCUUGGAGGUUGCAGAGGCCUGAAGAAGCGCCACCUCAAGAGCAUCUGCAAGAUGCGGACGAUAAAGUAUUUGAGCCUCCGGAACACGGAUGUUUCCGGUCUGCCCAAUCAAAUCCAGGCGCUCCAGCUGCUGGAGACGCUGGACAUUCGGCAAACCAACAUCAAUGGCUCCCACACAAAGCGCAUCACUCUUCGCAAGCUGAAGCACCUUCUUGCUGGUGACAUCAAUCCUUCAAGCGAUGGGAGCACAGAAAGGAGGGCUGGGGAGUCGUUCCGCACCGUGAGGAUUCCAACCAACAUCAGUAAGAUGACCGACAUGGAUGUACUGUCCCGUGUGGAAGUUUCUCGUGGGAACGAGCUUAGCGAAAUUGGAAAUCUGAAGAAGCUAAGGAAGAUUGGAGUGCUCCUCCCCGGAUCUGAACAAGACAUCAACGAUCUACGCCGACAAAUUUCGAAGAUGGCAAGACGCCUGCGCUCCCUGUCUAUUUGGAUUACACCAGGAACACUCUCCGACUCCGCUUCUCUCGACAAUGCUGGGAGCGACGGCACAUUAUUCUUGCGUCCGGUGUACCUUGAGAGCCUAAGCAUCAAUGGAAUGGAGAAAUCUGGGUUGCCAAGCUGGGUCACAGCAGACUUCAACAACCUUUCCAAGAUAACACUGUGCGACACUCAUCUGACGGCCCCAAAACUAGACAACGUCGUCAGCAACCUCCCCCACUUGCACUGCCUCAGGCUCCGCCGUAAGUCAUACACGGAAGACGGCCUCACCUUCAGGGCAGGGGGCUUCAAGGCUCUCAGGUUCCUCCUGCUCGAGGGCGCCGACAUCACCGCGCUUACCUUUGAAGAAAAUUCAGGUCAUCAGCUCGAGAAGAUCUUCUGGUCCAUGGACACCGCCGUCGCCGCCAAAGCUUCUGCUAUCGGAAUUGAGCACCUUGUGGAACUGAAACAUCUGAUCAUUCCUGAAGUCUUCACUUUGGAAGGACCUCGGGUCUUCGGACGACGGUUCGUUGAUCCAGAGGGCUAA
This is a messenger RNA of Setaria italica (foxtail millet), 2196 nucleotides long. RefSeq lists its product as uncharacterized. The record is from RefSeq and is a predicted model, not a curated record. Bases 1 to 2196 code for a protein of 731 amino acids. NCBI's taxonomy places the organism in Eukaryota, Viridiplantae, Streptophyta, Magnoliopsida, Poales, Poaceae. The transcript has 4 exons.